Molecule: messenger RNA, 4900 nt
Organism: Gambusia affinis (western mosquitofish)
Lineage: Eukaryota; Metazoa; Chordata; Actinopteri; Cyprinodontiformes; Poeciliidae
Gene: htr3b
Product: 5-hydroxytryptamine (serotonin) receptor 3B
Exons: 9
Coding region: 1024-2601 (525 amino acids)
Biological process (GO): signal transduction; regulation of membrane potential; nervous system process
Cellular component (GO): postsynaptic membrane; synapse; neuron projection
Molecular function (GO): transmembrane signaling receptor activity; extracellular ligand-gated monoatomic ion channel activity; neurotransmitter receptor activity
Source: RefSeq, a predicted model, not a curated record
ACAGAAAACAACUUGAGUUCUGUCCUGCACCACUCGAGUCCAGAAGCACUCUGAGGAAUCACUGGCCCUGACCACAAACCACUUCUCACACAGUAUUUGAAUAGUAAAUAAAGAAAUUAGAUAUCACAUUUGUUUACAUGUUGCCACAAUAUCAUCCCUUGUGUUUUGAGUUUGUGAAGGAUUUAAAGAUCAGAUUUAAGCAGCUAAAAAAAAAAACAAGUUCUUUUGUCACAUAAUGGAGGGAAAAAAGCAGCUGAAGUCUAGAAAAAAGUCCCUCAAAAAGUCUAAAAACAAUUUUUACGACUUAGAAAAUACAACUGGGAAGAGAAAGGAAGUUGAAACCAAAUUGUUACAUCCACUACAUCAAAAUACACAAUCAUAUUUUUCCUUUCCCCCCCAUUAUUAUACUUUUAAUCAGAUGUUUUUCAAGUGUUUGUCUUUUAAUUUCUUCAAAUUAAUCUUUUGAUAAAUAUGCCUUUAAACUAUUUUGGAAAGCCCAAACAGAUUUAUGAGAUUCUGAUAGGUUCAUCCGCAACAAAUGGAGGGGCAGAUAAAGAUGCAUAGGCUGAAAGGCCACUCAGAGAAGAAGAAGCCAUUCCUCCUGAAACAAGAUAAAAACCCAGACCACAGUUUCCAAACAAAGUCAUAUUGUCUGAUGGAAGAAUAACUGAAGAAUUUUGGCCAUAAUGACCUUCCUUACAUUUGGAAAAAGAACAAAGAGCCCAUGAGACCUUCAUGCGAACAGACCAAACCAGGAUUCAAACCAAGACUAGUCAUCAUUGCUACCAAUUGUACCACUGCACAGAACAAACUGAGUUACCACAGUGCGGAUAAAUUCAGUAUUUCACACCUAUUUAUUUUGUUCUUAAAGUUUUGAGCCUGGCUUCCAGUCAUCUCCAACCCUUUGCAAACACAAACCACAAUGCAGGAACCUGAGAGAUGCACUCAAUUUAAAAAUAAAUCACCUAAUUCUGCACAGUGAGAGGCGCUAAAUAAAGCUGGCUGUCCCGGCAGCAGGUGCUCAUGUCAUUGUAUCACUCUCUCUCUCUCUCUCUAACACAGAGAGGAAGCCAGGACCAGGCUGACCAGACUUAUAUGGAGCCCAGGGGGCAAUCUGAGACCCACUUGGUUUGCCUCUAUUUUAGGGUACUGACAUGGAUAGCACAAGCUUCUGUUUAUCAUUCUGCUCACCAAGCCACCGGGCACCAGGGUGCCUCUUUUAUCCUCCCAUACACACACCACCAACAACCAAACACCAGUAAUGCAGUAAAUCUGGCUGAAUGUGUGCCGGAGAAGCCAAAGAGAUCCGCUCUGAACCAGCUGACCCGAACCCUGCUGAGGAAAUAUGACUGUGGAGUUCGACCUGUCCACAACUGGACCAGUUCUACUACAGUCUACAUAGACCUCAUAAUGCAGUCUGUCCUCGACGUGGAUGGAAAGACCCAGAGCAUUACUACAAGCAUUUGGUACAGACAGAUCUGGAGGGAUGAGUUCCUCGUCUGGGACCCGGAGGACUUUGAUGGCAUCACUGAGCUCUCUCUCUCUUCUGACGCCAUCUGGGUGCCUGACGUCAUCGUCACCGAAUUCGUGAAAGAGGGAAAGUCCCCUCCCAUCCCCUACGUUUACGUCAACUCGUCUGGUUCUGUGAGGAACUACCGGCCGGUCCAGGCGGUGCUGGCGUGCAGCUUGGAGAUGUACGCCUUUCCUUUUGACAAGCAGAACUGCAGCCUCACCUUUCGCAGCUGGCUUCACUCAGUGAAAGAAAUCGACCUGGCUCUGUGGAGGAGCGCAGAGGCCAUAGCGAGCGAUAAGAGGCAGUUCAUGAAUGAUGGCGAAUGGGAACUGCUGUCCGUUCCAUCCCAGUACUGGCAUAUCCGCCAAGACGACGCCGACUACGCUCAGAUCCAGUUCAACCUGCUGAUCCGCCGGCGCCCCCUGCUGUACGUGGUCGGCCUCCUCAUUCCCAGCAUCUUCCUCAUGCUGGUGGACGUGGUGAGCUUCUACCUGCCUCUGAACAGCGGAACGAGAAUUGCCUUUAAGAUCAGCAUUCUGCUGGGUUACACCGUCUUCAGGGUCAACCUGACAGACGAGCUGCCUGCCACCGCUCUCACGACUCCUCUCAUUGGUGUGUUCUUCGUGGUGUGCAUGGCCAUGCUGAUGCUCAGCCUCAUCAAGUCCAUAUUGGUGGUGAAGCUCCUGCAUCACAGCGAGAAGGAGGUCAAGCAAAUGUCACUGUCUGCCUGCCUGCUGGACCGCUACGGCUCAGCCGGCCACAGCCUCAGCGAGAGCGCUUUGACCUCCAUCAGAACCCUCAACAACAUUUACGCGCCUGGAGAUUAUGAGCUUGAAAGCUCCCUGGAGGAAGACCUCCUGUCCCUGAAUGACGUCCCAGAUCCUCCCUCUGGCCUGGAGUGGCUCCUCCAGGAACUGGUUUCCCUUCGGAUGGCUUUUUCCCAGGAGGACAGCGAGUCUUCUGCUCAGGCCGAAUGGCUGUCGCUCUGCCUGCGGCUCGACCGCUUGCUGUUUCGCCUUUACCUGCUGGUUUUAGCCGUGUACACCGGCACGCUGCUGCUGCUGUGGGCCAGAUGGAGCUUCACUUGAGCCAGCAGCACAUAGAGGCCCCGGCUCCUUAAAUACGAUCACUGUUUGGUUCAAUAACACUGAUUGGGAAACUCAUGCAGAAGUUUCCCAAAGUAAUUUAGACAAACUCAUUGUAAGAUCACGUUUUAGAGGCUCUGAACUACCUUUUAUUUCAAAAAGUGACUGAACAAGAGCUUUUUGAUGCUCUCAUUGAGUCCUUCUACAAAUUUUAGCCAGUUUUGUUUUGUUUUGUUGUGUCUACUAAAUCAUAUAUUUUUAAAUCAAGUUUCAAUUGACUUGUUUUGCAUGAUUUGUAGGAUAAUCUGCAGUCUUAGUAGCCCUGGAUUCAAGUUCAGACUUUGACACUAAGAAGCUAGGGAGGCACAUUUUUGAUUUAGAAAUAUUUAUUUUGCAGAAUCCAACUUUAAAUUCUCUUUGGUUAGUCUUAUUGCAUGGAAUUCCUCCGGGUUCUGCUCUCGAUCCUGUUUAGUUUGUGUCUCAUUUGUUUCCCUUUUCUUAUAUGAGCAUCUCGGGGUAAUGUAAGAAGCUUUUUUUGUGGUGAGUCAAACAUCCAUUAAGCAUCUGCAGGUGACAUAAAACGCUAUUAUAUGUAUUUUUUGCUUUAGCAUUUGGCACAAUUUAAUAGUUAGACUCCAAUAUGUUUAUUUUUUGUGUAUUUUCAUGUCAUUUGCAUAGAAAUUUGUGAACCACUUUGAAGUGGCAGCGUAAUAAAGGCAGCGUGUUAUUUUUUACUACCUGAGAUAUCUCCAAUCACCGGUACGCUGAUGACAUUCAGCUAUUUGUUACUGCUGUACAUUUUGAACCCUACAGUAGUGUAAAGCUUUUCAUAAAGAUCAUAAAAUUGUGAUUGUCAGAGGUAAACAAAAACAAAAUGGCGGCUCUUAUUUGGUCGGCACCGAAGACUUAUAUCAAAAAGCAAACAUCAAUGAAGUCUCCUCCAUGUGGGAGGAUGAGGUACGCUCUCAUGACACCAAUCAUGAAUGUCUGGGCCUCAAUUUCAAAAUGAUGAAUCAAAAACAUCACAGAGAGGCAUCACAAUGUUGGUGGCAGCAUCAUAAUAUGGGGUUACCUUUCCUCAGGUGGACUUAGAGGGUUUUUUGUUUUUUUUUUAACAUCACAGAUGCAAACAUGAACAGUUAGAAAUCCUGGAAUCCAAACUUUAUUUUACUCUUUUUAUAUUAAUCUGACAUAUUUCAUCCUUGUGUCUUCAAGGUCACUUUGGUUUAAACCAAAUGAGUUCUUUAAAAGCGACUCACAUUAAACUCUCUCCUGCUCCUUCUGUUAUUGUUCCUGGUCCGCCGUUAUGUUUUCAGACAGCAGAGAUUCACUCAGAGACUCAGUCCAACCCAGAAACUCCCUGGAGACAAUCCCUCACCGUCCGUGUGCUGUUACCAUAUCAUUUUCAUACUUUAAUCUCCGUCCGUCCGCCACAAAACAGAUCAGUAAAAACCAUUAAUAUCUCAGCUGCUGCAGCUCUGCUCGCCGUUGGUUUUCUAACAGCCGUGAUAAGAAUAUUAAAAGUGCAUUUACAGGAAAGCAGCUGCUGGAACAAUCCAUGGUAACGCAAUUCUGGAGAUAUUGGCAGUGGAUCAGGUGACACUGUGUUAUGCAAUGAAGAACUAAGAAUUUAUAGCUGCUUUAUACUGAUUACUGUCUUAGCUCCAAUAAUAAUAGAUUAGAAUUUAUAUUAUUUGAAUUUGUCUUGCCUUAAAUAUAAAUCACAAGUUUUUAAAAUUUUUUUUAUGUUUUGCCUUUUAUAAGACAAAAAAGACAUUCUGCAACUGCAACUCCUGCAAGUCCUUCUGUGCCGCGAUACUGCAACUUCUAUCCUGCUGCAACGCCUGAGUCAAAUGACGGGUUACUGAACAGACCUUGGCAAAAGCUUACUGACAACCCAAACAGAUAAUUCAGCUUUUUGUUAGAGGUACUUUGGAGCUUUGGAGCAUCCAAAAGUUGCAGAAGAGUUGCAGUUGAGGAUCCGAUUUGCAAACCUUGGCUUUCAUAGGCAUGAGAUUUUUCAGUCAAAAUAUUAGGUGACAGAAAUGUUCUUCAUGCUGAAAUAAAAAGUUUAGUCAGUGGGACUUCCUUUGUGACAUGCACACAUUAAAAAUCAACAAAAAGUCUUGAUAAAAUGCACCAUCUUCAGAGAUGUUUGAAAGACUAAGGAAACACAAAUGUGGAAGGUCUUGAAGUUUUUUCUCCCUGACAGAUUUCUCCUGCAUCAGUUAAAAUCAGUGUUUUUCAUUUCAGAAAGUUGGUAGAAAAACAAGAGAAAAAAAAAGCAAAAUACACAAAAAAU